GUCCUAACUGAAAGAACUUUUAAAAGUGUGGGAAACUUAACGGCUUAUCUUCAAUUUGUAGUUCUCCUUCUUUGUCUACUACAACAUAACUUAUCUUCUUUUCACUAAAGAAAAAAUGGAGGCUUUUAGUUCUGAGCAAAGUAACAAAGUGAAUUUUGAAACUGAAAUUCAAGAAUUACCUGAGAGAGUAAUUGGGAAAGAAGGGUUGAGAAAAAAAAUUCUGCAAAAGGGUAAUUCUUGGAAGACACCAUUACCUGGUGAUGAAAUACAAGUUCAUUACAGAGUGAAACUUCAAGAUGGAGAAUUUUUUGAUUCAAGCUAUGAUAGAGGGAAGCCUUUUACAUUCAAGCUAGGACAAGGUGAAGUUAUUAAAGGAUGGGAUGAAGGAAUUGCAACUAUGAAAAAGAGUGAAAGAGCAAUUUUCACAAUUCCACCAAAUUUGGCUUAUGGAGAAAUCGGUUCACCCCCUGUCAUUCCUCCAAAUUCAACACUUGUUUUUGAAAUAGAAUUGGUUUCUUGGAAUUCAAUUAGAGAUAUCACUGGAGAUGGAGGAAUUUUGAAGAAAAUAAUUAAGGAAGGUGAAGGGUGGGCUACACCUAGAGAUGUGGAUGAAGUACUAGUGAAGUACAUAGCAAGCUCUGCAGAUGGAAAAACUCUGUCAAAAUCUGAUGAUGGUGUUGAGUUUUCUUUGUCGGAAGGUUACUUAUAUCCAGCCAUGACGAAAUCCUUGAAGUCAAUGAGAAAAGGAGAAAUAGCUGAGUUAACUGUGAAGCCAGCUUAUUAUUUGGAUGAUGUUGGAAUUGGAAAAUUGCAACCAAAUUCGAAUAUGACAAUUCAUCUUGAGCUGAUUUCAUGGAAAAGUGUUGUUGAUGUUACUGGAGAAAAGAAGGUUCUUAAGAAGUCAAUUAAGGUUGGUGAAGGCUAUGAUCAUCCUAAUGAAGGAUCCCUUGCAAAAGUGGUCUAUAUUGGAAAGCUGCAAGAUGGGAGUGUAUUUGAAAGAAAAGGAUCAGAUGAACAACCCUUUGAAUAUGUAUGUUUAGAAGGGCAAUUAAAUGAAAGUUUAGAUAGAGCUCUCAUGACUAUGAGAAAAGGAGAAGAAGCAAUAGUGACAAUCAGCUCGGAAUCUGUGUUUUAUGAGAUCAAAUUGGUUGAUUUCGACAAGGAGAAACCAUUUUGGAAAAUGGACACAAAAGAGAAACUUGAAGCAUGUGAAAAAAUUAAGAAUGAAGGAAAUGUACUAUUCAAAGAUGGCAAGUUUCAAUGUGCCUCAAGGAAGUAUGAGAAGGCCUCGAAAUUCAUCCAAUUCGAUCACUCGUUCAACGAAGAUGAGAAGUGUCGAGCAAAGACUUUGCGAUUGUCGUGUUAUUUGAACGAUGCUGCUUGCAAGUUGAAGAUGGGAGAGCAUCAAGAAGCCUCAAAACUAUGUAGCAAGGUUAUAGAGUAUGAGCCUUGCAAUGUCAAAGCUCUAUUCAGAAGGGCUCAAGCAUAUCUAAGAAUCAAUGAACUUGAAAAGGCUGAAAUUGAUAUUAGGAAAGCUCUUGAAGUUGAUCCAAACAACAGGUAUAUCACUGACACACAUGUCUUUCGGACUUUUCAAAAUGCGGCACGGGUGUAUUAUGUGUGUCGAAUCCUCCAAAAGUAA
Lycium ferocissimum is the source of this 1642-nucleotide messenger RNA. RefSeq names its product 70 kDa peptidyl-prolyl isomerase-like. The transcript has 11 exons. NCBI's taxonomy places the organism in Eukaryota, Viridiplantae, Streptophyta, Magnoliopsida, Solanales, Solanaceae. The record is from RefSeq and is a predicted model, not a curated record. Gene Ontology annotation, molecular function: peptidyl-prolyl cis-trans isomerase activity; protein binding. Bases 116 to 1642 code for a protein of 508 amino acids.